AACGUCACUAAUCACUCGAGAUGUGAAAUACAAUGAAUGGGCAAUUGAAAUGGCUCAAUCCAUGCAUAACAAGUUUAUCAAUCAUAGUUCUUCACGUGGAUUGAGGAUGUUCUGGAAGAUUUCCAUUGAUGGCUCGAGACCAGUUGUGAGAUCUGAAGGAAAUUUGGAUCCGUAUGAUGGUUAUGUUACUUAUAGACUUUUACAAUUGGUCAACCAGCAAUUAAAAGAAGGAAAGAAUGUGGAUGGAAGUGUUUUGAAUAGAGAAAUUGAAGAAAUGAAGGGAAUGGUGAUGGGAAAGUAUUUAAUGUAUCAGAGUUCGGAUCCUCUGGAUUUGGGAGAAACUCUUUGGUUGACCAGUUGGUUUCCUGAUGAAGAUUGGGCGAAUCAUAUGAGAAAAGUUGCCAUUUCUAAUAUUGAAGAGAUAUUCGAAAGCACGAUUAAGAGUACUAGAAGAAGAUUAGGUUUCAGAGACUUUGGUGUUUCGAUUGGAUUGCAAACUAUUCCAGAAAAUGAAAAAGAUGGAGAAACUAGACGAAUUGUUGAGAAUAUUCACUCUCUAUGGAAAGAUCAUCUAUUCGAAAGAGAUCAUGACAUAACUCCGGUCAUGUACUGUUCAUCUCUUUUACCUGGCGUCUUCAAUCCCAACUUUCUAUAUUAG
Molecule: messenger RNA, 658 nt
Organism: Naegleria gruberi
Lineage: Eukaryota; Heterolobosea; Eutetramitea; Acrasida; Naegleriidae
Exons: 1
Source: RefSeq, a predicted model, not a curated record